This is a messenger RNA of Coregonus sp. 'balchen', 8792 nucleotides long. The record is from the annotation of a GenBank genome assembly. Lineage: Eukaryota; Metazoa; Chordata; Actinopteri; Salmoniformes; Salmonidae.
GAGGGUGAGUACUUCCUGAAGGUGCUGAUCCCCAGCUAUGCGGCCGGCUCUAUAAUUGGCAAGGGCGGCCAGACCAUCGUACAGCUGCAGAAAGAGACGGGCGCCACCAUCAAGCUGUCCAAAUCCAAAGACUUCUACCCAGGUAAGUGGACCUCACUUUGUCCAUGAUCACAUUGUCCAAAUGUAAAGGCUUUAGGGCUGACCCCAUUUAGUUGACUGGUGGAUUGUUUGGUCGAUAGGCUGUUGGUCGACCAAGCUUUCUUUAGUCCAGCAGUCAGUCGCAAAUGUUGUAGUUUUUUUCAUGGUGCACAAGACACCUGUCUGAGUCGCGCAUGUCUCAGUGGACUAAUCCAUUGCGGAGGCAGUGGAGAUGGCACAGUCCAUCACUUUAAGACAUGUGCUACUGAAAUUGUAUAUGGUUAUAUUAUGUAAGAACAAUGGUGCAACACUAAGAAAAAUAAUAUCCCACAUUGGAUAGCGGUUGCUGUCUGCGGUUCUUUUCCUAGACCAUGUUGCUAUUUGCAUAAUAGCAAAGUUAUCCAGCAUAUUGGUGUUGAGAACAAUGCGGCGGAGGCACCAGUGGAGUCAGGAGACGAGGAAACAGCCCUUGCCUUAAUUGUCUAAGAAAAGUAACCUAACUGUUAAAUGUGCCUGGCUUUAUAAAUCAUCCAUAUAUAUCUACAGAAAUAAAACAGAUCCUGCUUCUGUUGCCUAUUUGAGUGCUUGUUUAAUAGCCUACUGAUUCUGUGAGCUCCAAGCCUCACGCAACCACAACAUGUCGGAUAAAGCCAUUUCACAGAUUGGGCUGUGUUUAAUCUUUGCUAUGCUGUCAUAAAGGCUUUACACUUUUUUUUGUUAGAACAGCCUCUCUCGCUCCUAUACCCUCCUUUUUCUUGAUCUCCUUCUUAUUGUUGUUAUUAUUGCAAUUUUUAUGGUCAUUAUAAUAAUUAGUAAUGUCAUUAUCAUUAGUAGGCUUAGUAUAGCAGCCUUGUAUAACCACCAGCUGUAGGCCUAAGAGCGCAUCCUGUUUACAUUUACAUUUUAGUCAUUUAGCAGACGCUCUUAUCUGUCUUAAUACCGUAACUUAUUUAGGCCUAUAUGUCAAUAUAUAGGCUACUGUAUCAAUCAAUCAUUCAUUCAUUCAUGUCAUCACACAGCAUACGAGUCAUUCAUGAUUUGAAAUACAAUCAAGCAUUUUAGUUUUUAAAUGAAAUAACAAAGGGAGCAUUGAAUAAUUAGCCUAAAAAAUAAAUAAACCGUUCUAUGUUGGCAAUUGCAUUCACGAAUGCAUGGGACUGUUUUUAGUCUUGCCUGUAAUAAAGGCUUUACAAAAAAGGUACGCUUAUAAUGUAUUUAGUGUUGUGUACACUGUUCCAAAUGGUCCGAAAAAAUGUAUAUUGCACCUGUUUGGCACACAUAAUACUCACGCAGCACUUACUCCUUACCUUCCUUAUUUUUCUUGAUCUCCAGUAGUUUCCACAACUAAGAAAACAAAUUUCUUUCACACAACUGACUUAUCCUUUAAUUCCUGAGCAACCAGUAAAACAUUCCCCCGUUUCGAGUUUCUUUCUGACGUCCACCGCAUCCAUUUUGCUGUCAUGUGUUAGUUACGGUGUUCGCAGUUUAUAACAAAUGUAUUGAUGUGAUUAUGAUAGGCUAUAGGUCAGGCCCUAUUGGUCACGUGCAUGUGAUGCUUACGCAUUUCAUGUAAAGAGAGCAAGGGUUGAGAGAAUAAAUAAAAAAAUCCUAAACAAAGUAAAGAUUAUGGUAACAGAACUUUUCAGUCAGAAAUGGCUGUAAUUAUGUUGCAGCUACAGCAACACGGACAGUGCGAUAAACACUGUUGGUGUUCUGUGGUGGUCGCUGCAGCAGGGAGGAGAGAGACAACAGGUGAUAGUCACACAGGCACUCACUGUCAUUUUCUUUUAACAAAGCGCAGCAAGUCUGAGCCCGGCCCAGCACAAUCAAAUAAAUUGCGGUCAGAUCCCUCUAGCGUCAUUUGUUUGUCUAAAUUAUUUCAUCAAACAGUGAGCUUAAAGCAUCAGACAAGCUCAGUACAUAUAGUUGAUUUUAUUAAAACACAUAGGGUGUGUCUUUAUAUGGAAAAAUACAAUAUCUUUUUUUGUCGGGGACAGCCCUAAAAGGCUUACACACAAGUAAGAGCCCCCAAAACCAUGGCACUCUCUGAAUCCAAGUCCAGUAGAAGACUCUGUUAUUCGUUGGUUACGCUGCAGUUUGAAUUCCAGCUGGGGAACCCAACCAGUUUGAUCCAGCCUUCCAAAUGCACAGUAUUUUUACCCAGACAAAAGACCCAUGCAGAUAGCUGCUAUUGACGCAGGAGUAUCAUUUAAAGAUGCAAGCAAUUUCUCUUUCAAUUUGUCUGUGCUCUUAGCAGGGCGCUUAUCCUAUUUCAUUGUAAAGUCUGUAUUCCCCAGAAGUACUAUCAUUCUUCAUUCUGCUACAAUGCAAAGACCGCAUUUAAUCAAUUUCCCCCUUAGCUGCCUGGCUGACAUUUUACUCCAAGAUGGAGAGAGCACAUUCUCCAAUGUCGAGGACAUGUAAGGUACACUGAAAGCACUAGUCUCCCAAUAGGGCCUUGUUAAAAAAAAACAUGUCAACAUGGAAAAAGAUGCUCAUUUUUUCCCCAAUGACCCCACACUGAUGGAGGUCACUGCACACUCUGGUUGGUGCUGAAGCAUUUUGUCCUCGGAAGAGAAAUGCCCGAGCCGCAGAAAAGUAUCUGCGUUUGUCCUUCAUGGCUAAGGAAGCUUCAACCUGCUGAAAAAUAACAGGUGUUCAGCGGCUCACUUUUGAUCAAGUCCAGAUCUCUUUUGUAAUAACUAAUUGAACUAAAUUAUCUUAUUUAUUUUGUACUGAUCGCCUGUUUUCAACACAUAGGCAAUGGACUGUGGUACUGUCAAACUGAACGCAUUUCUGUACCACACAGAUACAUAAAUGGAAAUAAUUAAUGUACUGGCUUUUGUUCCUUUUUACAAUAUAUGGCUUAUAGUAAAUUCUGUGAUUGCCUCAAGCAACCAAUUAUAGAUUAGCUACAUGUAGAACAUAAGGAUUAAACUGCCUGCAGAAAACAAAAUGGCAAUAUGGCUCAAAUAUGGCCUAUUUUCUGAUAUUUUCGCUUUGACUAAACCUUGUCAAAGAAUAGAAGUACCAUCAAAUGUCAUUUUUAGGGUAUCCAUUUCUUAGACAAUCUCCUGUCUCUUCCCCUCCCCCACUACUGCAAUAUCUGAAAAACUGGAUUCAUCAAUGGUAACCAUGACACGCUGAAAAUGAACUCUAGUAAAUGGCUUACUGUUGCAUAUAAUGUAUCAGCACUACUUUCUUUGUCUACCUAGAAAACACACAUUGAAGCAGUUGUGCUUUUGUAUCCUCCUCCUCUCUCUGGAUGGUGGAUGUGUUGAUAGGAGACCACCUGCUCUGCCCCUCCCCCUCCUCAUUAUUGCGAUGAGUGAGGAGUUCAGGGAGAUGGUACUGGCAGCGAUUUGAUUGGGUGCUGCUAGGGCCCCCCAAAGUAAAAUUAAACUACUACACCAUCUCACACAAUGGGCCAGAACUUCUCUUUCAGAAAGUCUGUAUGUAUGCUACUUCAAUAUACACUUAGGACCAAAUAUACGAUGCAUCUGCACCUGUGCAAAGUUUGCACACGUUAUUUUCCUAAGGAAUUAAGACAACAAACAAGGCUAAUCAAUUGAACGUUAUUUUUACUUCCUUUUUCCUUAUCGCAAGUCUGUAACCUUCAUUUUUGUUCUACCUUUCGUGAUCUAUUCCCUUCUGAACUAAGUGCAAACACAUCGUAAAUUAGGCCACAAUACUUUAUCUAACAUAUGUUUUUAAUGAAAAGGGUGAUUUGUGUUCAGCUAUGAGAGGCCUGUGCUGACUUGUCAUGUAAAUACCAGUACGCACAGAUCACCUCUUAACCUGUAACACUGCAGCUGCCUUGGCUUACCCUACCUACAGCACAACGAGGAGACAGACAGAGCUAUUUCCCCUAGCAAUCCGCUCAAUAGUGAAAGUCGAAGUUAGAACAAUCCCACCCACCUCCCGUCUCCCAUCCGCCAGACAUGAAACCAUGAAUGGGGGAAGGCCUCGAUGGGAAUGGGAACUGUAUGACUAGGUCCUGCUGUGGCGGCCUGAGAUAGAUGACUGGAGAUAGUGAAGGGUGUGGAUGAUGCAUGAUUGUGUGUGAGGGGAAGGGACGGGGUGCAGGCCCAGAAAUACCCUUUUUCAAUCUUUCUCUCUCUGGAAGUGACCCUGCCCCCACUGGACUCAAGAUGCCCUCUCACUACGCCAAGUUUCCUCCUCCCCUCUCUCUCUCCUGAGUCGGUUUUUCUCAUAGCAUUUGUUCUUAAAAGUUUGAUCCAGAUUAGAUGGCAUUGUGCUGUCUCUACAGAGUUUUGUUUGUGUAGUAAAGAACAGCCCCAGCCCCCUUUUUGUCAUACGAUCGCAUCCUUACUGAUACCUUACAUGACAAAAUGACCCCUACCCCAGUAUGUGAACAACAUACUGUUCAGUCAUACUGUACACACACGUGUGUACGCAUUCACAUACACACACUGUUCACAGCAGCUGCAAAUGAAGCUGAGAGUCCCUGGUAAGGGCGCAAAGAUCUUAGAACCAAAAAUCCAGACUCCCUGCUUUGUGCAGCUGGCCGUCAGCCCAGCUAGUAUAUACAGUUACACACCGUGCUGCAUGAACAGAUCAAAUAGUUAUGAUGUCAUACGAAUAUGGUGCUGAUGUUUUCGAUUAGCUGAAAAACUGAAAGACCUCACCCUGAAAUACUACACCAAGUCAGUCCUCUUUGGGUGAGGUAGUUCCAUCAAAAAGCAGGUUAAAGUUAAGUAACCUCAUUGAAAUGCUUUGAAGACAGCCUUUUAGUAUUCAGAGUGAAACGAAGCUGGUUGUUACCACUUUAUGGCCCUCUGCAGUUAAAGAACUGCAGGGUAAGGCUUUGGACUGAAGCAACUGGACUCCAGAAUCAAGGUCCUUCUUCAUUCUGAAAGAUAAACAGUCAAAGGAAGAGAAGAUGCAGGCUAUAGAAAGGACACGCCAUUGCAUCACCUGUUCCUACGGCGCAGCUCCUUAACCAUGGCAACGGAAUUCCGGUAGGGCCGACAAAGGGGGUGUAGAAAGAAGCCUCGGUGAGGGAAGGAUGUGUGGAGUCUAUGGAGGAGGUAGGGGGGCGAGGACAGGCCAGAAUUCCAGGGCUCUGGAAGAGUUACAUCAUUUAGGAGGAAUCCUUUGUCCCCAUAGUGGUUUGUUACCCGAGCUUGUCUUUUCUUCUCUUUCAGCUGCUCUAUUUUUGAGCACCUAUAUGGAGUAUUAUUGGAUAGGUUGGCAAUUAGCACCACUGUAUAAAGAAACUGUUAUCAAACCUCAAGCAUUAUUUUAUUUUCUGCAAAUAGUCACUGCAUAAGUAACUAUUCAGUUAUAAAUGGGGUUGCUUUGCAACACUAGGUACUACUUUUUGUAAAAUAGGUCCUUGGCAAAAACAUGUUUCAUCCAAGAAAUCCUGUUCCUUAAAUUGAACAAGGAAGCCUCUUGUAAGUGAUAUACUACAGCCACAUCAGACGCUGACCCCAAGGCACAAGAAUCUACGCUCUCACAAGACUGUGAUGCCGAAGAAAGGGAAAACUUACUCAGUUGCACAGCUGAAUGCAUUCAACCGAAAUGUGUCUUCCGCAUUUAACCCAACCCCUCUGAAUCAGAGAGGUGCGGGGGCUGCCUUAAUCAACGUCCACAGCGCCUGGGGAGCAGUUGUUGUUGGGGGUAUCUGCCUUGCUCAAGGGCAGAACGGCAGAUUUUUCCACCUUGCCGGGUCAGGGAUUCGAACCAACGACCUUUCGGUUACUGGCCCAACGCUCUUAACCGCUAGGCUAGAAAGUACCCACCCUAACAAAAGACUAUCGUAUACUAUGGUUAAAUACUAUAGUAUUCAAUUAAGUGUUUUUUUGCAGACUUUACUGUAUUUACUGUAGAUUUGCGGACAUGAAUGUAGUAUACUGUAGUAUUUACAGCUUACUGUAGUAUAAAUACUGUUGUAAGAAAAAAAAUUGUAGUAUAUACUAGUAAUUACUGUAGUGUUUUUGCGGACUGUAAUAUACAUAAGCAAUAAGUCCCGAGGAGGUGUGGUAUAUGGCCAUUAUACAAUGGCUAAAGGCUGUUCUUAUGCAUAACGCAACGCGGAGUGCCUGGAUACAGACCUUAACCGUGGUAUAUUGGCCAUAUACCACAAACCCCUGAGGUGCCUUAUUGCUAUUAUAAACUGGUUACCAACAUAAUCAGAACAGUAAACAAGUAAUUUUGCAUCAUACCCGUGGUAUAUUUAAGCAAUAAGGCCCGAGGGGGUGUGGUAUAUGGCCAAUAUACCAUGGCUAAGGGCUGUUCCUAGGCAUGACGCAACGCAGCGUAAUAAUGUAUUAUUUAUUGUAGUGUUUUUGCAGACUGUAAUAUACUGUAGUAUUAACUGCAGGGUUUUUGCAGACAUUACUAUAGUGUUUUUUAAAUUUAUUAUCUUUGACAUAGCAGUGAGGGCUUUGUCCUUGAGGAAACCUACUGGACAAAAUACUCAAAGACCACAUUUUCCAUAACCUGUAGGUUGGUAAGACUGGAGUCUGAACGGACAGUUUAGCGCUUCUGCUCUUUUCUUUAACUUGUAGGGAACACAAUAUAUGGUCUAUACUUGGCAUGUCGGUUUAUCACUUAUGGGUGCCACAAAUUGGGAUAUGGGGGAGGGGAAUGGGCAGGGUAUAUGCAAAUUAAGUACUGUAGUAAUUCGUAUUUACUGUAAUGUUUUUGUGGUCUGUUGUAUACUGUAGUAUUUACUAUAGUAUUCUACAGUAUACUACAACAUUCUAUAGAAAGUACUAGUAAGCAUUUCGUUGGACAAUGUAUACCAUGCGUAUCCCGUACGUACGACUAAUAAAACUAGGAAAAAAAUAUCAAAAGAAAUAAAUACACAUUAUCAUGGUAUACUACAGUGUAUUGUAUUCUACAGUAUACCAGAGUUUACUAUAGAAUGAUUUAGUACUGUAGUAUUCUAUAGUAAACUGUAGUAUCUUUUCAUGUGGGUAUUACUGAUACUGUUUAUGAUUUUUGUUCUAUCUCCACAGGAACCACAGAGCGUGUGUGUCUGAUACAGGGUACGGUCGAGGCGCUAAAUGGCGUCCACAGCUUCAUCGCGGAGAAAGUCCGUGAGAUGCCUCAGAGCACCCAGAAAACAGAGCCAGUCAGCAUACUGCAACCACAGACUACUGUCAACCCCGAUCGCGUCAAACAGGUGAGGCACGGUCCCUUACAGUCAGCCAACCCUGACCAACCACCAUACUUAACAUAGGCCAUGGUCCACGCCGUGCUUAUCACAUAUAGAAUACGACUGAUCUGUCUGAUGUCAAUAGUGUAGACAUGCAGAGUCAUAAGGGCACGUGGUCAGUACAUGGCAAGAACACAGUCACACUUUGUCUCACAGGGGCAUCUGCCCCACAACCCUGGCAGGGUCAGGAAAAUGUGAGGGCAUGGGGUUAUUUUUAACGGCUGCCCGUCCGCUAGGUCCUCCACAGUGCCACAGAGCUGGACAGCAGCUGCAGCCUUAACCCCUGGGAUUAACACAUCGCUGAGUAAAGCAGAGGGCUGGGAUAGUAGAAUGACUCAGUGAGAGAUAUCUUUCUCUCGUUCUCUCUCUCUUUCCUACAUUUCAAUCUCUCUUUCUGCCUCUCUCCCUUCCUCCCUCCCUCUCUCCGGCUCCCACCAUUCCUCUGCAGGCUAAAUUAAUAGUGCCCAACAGCACGGCUGGGCUGAUCAUCGGUAAGGGCGGGGCCACGGUCAAGGCGGUGAUGGAGCAGUCGGGUGCCUGGGUGCAGCUGUCCCAGAAGCCUGAAGGCAUCAACCUGCAGGAGCGCGUGGUCACGAUCAGCGGGGAGCCCGAGCAGAACCGCAAAGCCGUGGAGAUCAUUGUGCAGAAGAUCCAGGAGGACCCUCAGAGCAGCAGCUGCCUCAACAUCAGCUACUCCAACAUUUCGGGCCCCGUGGCCAACUCCAACCCCACCGGUUCCCCCUACGCCAACUCAGCUGAGGUCCUGCCCAACGCCGCUGCAGCUGCUGCCACUGCCUCCAGCCUUCUAGGCCAGGCCGGCCUGGCAGGAAUGGGCGGCUUCCCGGGCACCAUGUCCAGCUUCUCUGGCAAUGACCUGCUGGCCAUCACCUCGGCCCUCAACACACUGGCCAGCUAUGGCUACAACACCAACACCCUGGGCCUGGGCCUCAACCCCGCCGCUGCCUCUGGGGUCCUGGCCGCCGUGGCAGCUAGUGCUAACCCAGCUGCUGCUGCCGCCGCUAACCUCCUGGCCUCCUAUGCCAGCGAUGCCUCCGGCGGCUCCGGCCAUCCCGCUGUCGGCCUUGGGGGCUUCUCCCUGGGCUCACUGGCCGCCGCCACGGGGGCCUCCAACGGCUACCUGAAUGCCUCGUCCCCGCUGAUGGCCUCCUCCCUGCUAGCCGCAGAGAAGCUGGGAGACGGGGCCAAGGACGUGGUGGAGAUUGCUGUGCCCGAGAAUCUGGUGGGUGCCAUCCUGGGAAAAGGCGGGAAAACGCUGGUUGAGUACCAGGAGCUGACGGGUGCCCGCAUCCAGAUCUCCAAAAAGGGAGAGUUCAUACCCGGCACACGGAACCGUAAAGUUACCAUAACAGGGUCGCCCGCGGCAACGCAAGCCGCCCAGUAUCUGAUCAGCCAGAGGAUCACCUACGAGCAGGGUGUGCGUGCCACCAACCCACAGAAGGUGGGC